GGAACCCCACCAUCCCAACUCGACCCGGACUCCACCUCACGAGCAUUGAAUACGUUGACAUCACACGGCUGCGUUGACUCGUAGCUCCAGCCAUAGCUGAUCAUGUCUCAAUCAUUGCGCCCUUACUUGCAAUGCGUCCGAUCCUCCCUCACCUCCGCACUCUGCUUAUCGAACUUCGCAUCCCAGACGUCUGAGAGGCACAAUGUCCCCGAAAUCGAAGCACAGACAUCUCCGGAAGUGCUGCUGAACCCCCUCACAAUUUCCCGCAACGAGAACGAGCGUGUGAUCAUCGAGCCGAGUAUCAACAGUAUCCGCGUCAGCAUUAAGAUCAAGCAGGCAGACGAGAUCGAGCACAUCCUGGUGCACAAAUUUACGAGGUUUUUGACUCAAAGAGCUGAGGCAUUCUUCAUUCUGCGCAGGAGGCCAGUGAAGGGAUAUGAUAUCUCAUUCUUAAUUACCAACUUCCACACCGAGGAAAUGUUGAAGCACAAGCUUGUUGACUUCAUCAUCCAAUUCAUGGAGGAGGUGGACAAGGAGAUAUCCGAGAUGAAGCUCUUUUUGAACGCAAGGGCGAGAUUCGUUGCAGAGUCGUUCUUGACACCUUUCGACUAAAGAGUUAUCCCUGUUUUAUGACCUUGUAGCGUUUUGAUGUAUAUAUCAAAAUGCAUAUUGCGCGGCGUUGACGGAUCAAAAUAAAUCCUACUACAGA
Pseudogymnoascus destructans is the source of this 709-nucleotide messenger RNA. RefSeq names its product Arp complex subunit (gene ARC19). Gene Ontology annotation, cellular component: actin cytoskeleton; Arp2/3 protein complex. Bases 103 to 612 code for a protein of 169 amino acids. NCBI's taxonomy places the organism in Eukaryota, Fungi, Ascomycota, Leotiomycetes, Thelebolales, Thelebolaceae. The record is from RefSeq and is a predicted model, not a curated record. Gene Ontology annotation, molecular function: actin filament binding. Gene Ontology annotation, biological process: actin filament polymerization; Arp2/3 complex-mediated actin nucleation. The transcript is spliced from 5 exons.